This is a messenger RNA of Zymoseptoria tritici IPO323, 2360 nucleotides long. It is a transcript of the gene ERG7, whose product is annotated as ERG7, lanosterol synthase. NCBI's taxonomy places the organism in Eukaryota, Fungi, Ascomycota, Dothideomycetes, Mycosphaerellales, Mycosphaerellaceae. The record is from RefSeq and is a predicted model, not a curated record. Gene Ontology annotation, molecular function: lanosterol synthase activity. The transcript has 4 exons. Gene Ontology annotation, cellular component: lipid droplet. Bases 51 to 2360 code for a protein of 769 amino acids. Gene Ontology annotation, biological process: ergosterol biosynthetic process; triterpenoid biosynthetic process.
CGGACGGCAGAGGGGAAGACGCAGCCAGCCCUCGCAAUCUGUCGCCAACAAUGCCUUCUCGUCUCCGUGACCGAGGCAUCUCUGCAUCAGGAGUGGACUUGGCGACAGUCAAGGAUCCCUCGACGGAUCAUACACGAUGGCGACUCGAAGACGACAAUGGCCGACAGACCUGGCAUUAUUUGACAUCUGAUCAAGACGUCAAAAAGUGGCCUCAAACCACGGCCGACAAAUACCACCUUGGCCUCGACACGGGCCUGCCAACCUUUCCUAAAGCCAAAACUCCUCUCGAGGCAGCAGAGAACGGUCUUAGAUUCUUCUCCAAGCUACAGCUCCCCUCCGGCCAAUGGGCUUGCGAAUAUGGCGGGCCAAUGUUCCUCCUCCCUGGCCUGGUCAUUACCUCAUACGUGACGAACAUGCCAUUUACUCAGGCAGAGCAAACCGAGAUCAUCCGAUACAUAUUCAGCAUCCAAGCCAUCGGCGACAAGAACGAUGGCGCCGGCGGUUGGGGCUUACACGUCGAAGGCAACUCCUCCGUGUUCGGCACUGCGAUGAACUACACGGCUCUUCGACUACUUGGAGUGCCUGAAUCAGAUCCGCGAAUGCGCAAAGCACGACAUUGUCUGUACGGUCUUGGAGGUGCCAUCAAUGGUCCACAUUGGGCGAAGUGGUGGCUUUCCGUGCUGGGAGUCAUGCAGUGGGAUAUUGUCAACCCCGUGCCUCCAGAAUUCUGGUUACUGCCAGAUUGGAUUCCAAUCUCACCCUGGCGCUGGUGGAUUCAUAUGCGUCAGGUCUACCUACCAAUGAGCUACAUCUGGUCGAAGCAAUGGUCAUAUCCCAAGGCCGACUCGGAUCCACUUAUCCGAGCUUUACGACAGGAGCUGUUCACGGCGCCUCACGAGGAGAUCGCUUGGUCGAGAUAUCGAAAUGCCAUCAGUCCGGCGGACAACUACCACCCAAAGACCUGGGUGUUGAAUCUGAUCAAUUGGAUUCUGGUGUUGAUAUGGAUCCCGUUCCUGAGAACCAACUACCUGAUCAAGAAGGCCGAAGCAUUCGCGUGGAAGCUGAUUCAAAUCGAGGAUGCCAAUACCGACUAUGCUUGCCUGGCUCCUGUCAACGCACCUAUGAAUCUUCUGGCUUGCUUCAUCACCGAAGGACCAGAAGCCAAGUCUGUGCACGAACACCGAAGACGUCUGGCGGACUAUCUAUUCAUGUCGCAGAACGGUAUGAUGGCAAACGGGACGAACGGCGUGCAGAAUUGGGACACUGCAUUCCUGAUCCAAGCGGUCGUCGAGUCUGGUCUGGCACACAAACCGGAGCACAAAAAGACCCUCCUCAGAGCGAUGGAGUUCCUGGAAAGCCAACAAUUCCUCGAGCACGUCCAAGGAUACGAGACCUCAAAACUAUACUCCGAUCCUCCCACCUCCAAAGUCGGACCAGAAUUCGGAUACCGCCAUCCUCGCCGCGGCGCCUGGGGUUUCAGCAAUCGCACACAAGGCUAUACCGUGUCAGACUGCACAGCCGAAGCCGUCAAGUCGACCAUGAUGCUCCAAACCAUGCCCGACCUUGUAGACCCCACUAAAAAAGCCUACCCGCAAAUUCUCUCCGACCAGCGCGUUAAAUGGGCCAUUGACAUCCUCCUCACCAUGCAGAACAAAAACGGUUCGUGCAGUUCCUACGAACUCCAGCGUGGAAGUGAGUACCUGGAAUAUCUCAACGCGGCGGAAGUUUUCGGCCGCAUCAUGGUCGAGUAUGGAUAUCCCGAAUGCACGACCGCUUGUGUCACCACCCUCCAUCUCUUCAAGGAGAAAUACCCCUCCUACCGCGCCGCUGAAAUUGAUGUCUUCAUCCGCCGGGCGGUGGAGUGGAUCCGUUCCGACCAGCGCGCUGACGGAUCUUGGUAUGGAAGUUGGGCCAUCUGCUUCACGUACGCGGGUAUGUUCGCGCUCGAGAGUUUACGAACGCAAGGCGAGACGUAUGCGAAUAGUGAGAGGGUGCGGAGGGCGUGUCAAUUCUUUCUGGAUCGUGUGAAUGAAGAUGGAGGCUGGGGCGAGUCGUAUAAGAGCUGCGAGACGGGGAUGUGGAGUCCGCACCCGCAAGGCUCGCAGGUGGUGCAGACCGCUUGGGUCAUCAUCGCGUUACUCGAAGCUGAAUUUCCGGAGCGGGAACCGAUUGAACGGGCGGUGCGGUUGUUGAUGCGUCGACAGCAGGCGAAUGGGGAGUGGUUGCAGGAGGGGAUUGAGGGGGUGUUUAAUAAGAGCUGCAUGAUUUCUUACCCGAACUAUAAGUUUAUUUUCCCGAUCAAGGCGUUGGGGAUGUUUGGGAGGAAGUUUGGGGAUGUGCGGAUGGAUGGGACGGGUUGA